CAUGGUCAAGUCUAAGCAAGGCUAUGCCCCACUCUUUGAAAACCCACCUUCAAUUGAGUCACCCUCUCCGAAACGAGCGACCAAGAAGCAACGCACCCCCGAAUCUUCACAAAAGCGCAUAGCGGUAGCGCUACCCACUGAAGAGCCGGCUCAACCUUCCACAAGCUUUUUCUCACGCGUGGGCUCCUCUCUUUGGGGAGCUUUUGGCAGCACUGCACCUGCACCUCUUCCCCUUCACCCCGCCUUGGCCAAGAUCAAUCACCUCCCUAAAGUGGAACCAUGGACGAAAACUCACUACAAAACCCUCGACAAGCUGUACCAAAAGCACAUCAGAAACCCCUCUCUUCUUAGCCCGCACCAUUCCUCUCCCUCAAGCUCGCUCAACACCAGCCUUCGUGACGAUUUCCUGGACAAAACCGGCCUACCGUUCGUCGGUGCCACAUUCUCGGUCUGGAGAUACUCCAUUCAGUUCGACGAUGGCCUUGUGGUACUCUGCGCUGCGUACAUGCAGCUCCUCUCCCUGACCGACAUCGCCGAGUACGAAGCGAAAUCUGGGAAAGCGAUUCAAAUGGGUGACUGUGGGCCUCGCAAGGCAGGAAUCGUGAUUGAGGGUGAAGAGGUUGCGAAGAGGUUAGCGACGGUGAUUAUUGGUGAAGAGCUCAGGCGGGAUGAGAAGAGGGGCCGAAAAAUUCAUAGGGAAGGAUCUUUGCAGAUAGAGUGGCCAAAAACUUAG
Messenger RNA from Periconia digitata, 733 nucleotides. NCBI's taxonomy places the organism in Eukaryota, Fungi, Ascomycota, Dothideomycetes, Pleosporales, Periconiaceae. The record is from the annotation of a GenBank genome assembly.